UUUCGUACGACUUCCUUUUCCUUUUAAAAUCGGGAAAUCAUAAUAUAAAACCGAACUGUUUUUCUUCUGAACUCAAAUACAAAGAUCUGUUGUGAUGUGUCCCUUCGUGUUUAUUUCUAUGAGUGUUUCUAGUUGUUUGUAAUGAAGGACAGGGGUUUUAAAAGUAAUUAACACCCCACCACCAUGGGGUGUGGAGUGAGAAUGCGGCAAUGAAGAAAUUGUGUAAAUAAAUAAAAGACACUAAGAUGUUUGGCUGUGAAGGGACUUCAAGCUCAUUAAGAGCCCAAAUGAUAUAAUAUGUAUGGCUAAAGGCGUUAGAGUAAACAAUGAGAUUUCAUAGAAGGUGUGGUGACAGAGUCACACUUCUAAAUGACAACACUACAGCUGUAAGGAAUUUUGUCGAGUUCAAUCAUGGGUUGAUUCUUAGCGCGGAACCUUUGAAGGAUGAUGUUAUGUUUGAAGUGUGUAUUGAUAGGAAGGUCAAUGUGUGGAAUGGAAGCCUUGAAAUUGGAGUUACCACCCUGGACCCGGAGUUCAUGGAACUGCCGGCAACAGCUACAAAAUUGCGGAAUACAGCUUGGAUAAUGUCUGGCAGCUCAAUAGUAAAGGAUGGUGUCACGCUUGUCAAUUCCUAUGGUCCUGAACUUGACACACUCAGUGAGGGAGACUGUGUUGGUGUUAUGAAAACAGCAAAGGGGGAGUUAUUGUUUUAUGUGAAUAGUCGAUGCCUCGGCGUCGCAGCAAAAGACCUGCCUAGCAAACUGUUUGCCGUCAUAGAUUUAUAUGGACAGUGUGUUCAAGCUUCUAUUACUCAUGUACAUGGCAUGAGACCCAUUAUGGAAACUAGUAUAGAUCAGUUGGAAGAGGACCCUAACAAUGAUGAUACUUUAACAUCAAGUGACAUGGAUAUUGUGCCUCUACCAACUGACCCGUCUCAACCUAAGCCUUCUCAAGAUGUUUAUGUCCCGAUCACCACUGAGGGUGCCUGUGCUCUUGUAGCACAGGAUCGUUUAAGGUUUCAUCCUAGAUGUGGGAUACUUGUAAAAUUGUCAGCUAAUAAUAAAUCAGCAGAAAGGGCUAGACCUUUGGAUGACUAUAACAACGGUGUUGUCAUGACGCAUCGGCCGCUGUAUGACAACGAACUGUUUGAGAUACGCAUCGACAGGCUAGUCGACAAAUGGAGUGGUAGCAUUGAGGUCGGCGUGACGUCCCACAACCCGGCAACCAUCAGGUUCCCCUCCACCAUGACCAACAUGGACUCCGGCACGAUCAUGAUGUCGGGCUGCAAGGUGCUCAUGAACGGCCACGGCAUGUGCAUGGAGUAUGGCAACUUUAACCUUGAUGAACUACGGGAAGGAGAUACUGUUGGUAUGAUGAGAAAGAGUACCGGAAAACUGCAUUACUUCAUCAACGGAGUCGACCAAGGCAUAGCCACAGAUAAAGUGGAUCAACAAGUUUGGGGAGUUGUUGACCUCUAUGGCAUGACUGUAAAGGUCACUAUAGUGGACCCUUGCGAGGACCUGGACACGACCGUUACCAACGCGCCGGUCGUGCUCGGCGCUCCCGACAUACCUGCUCCGAGCAGGAUAAGACAAAGAUUAGACGAAGAUAGCCUUUUAUUUCAUACGCUGCGUGAUUCGAAUGUUAUUAUUAUUAAUGAUGGUAAGACUGCUCAUAGGCCUAAUGCUUUCGAAUACUUCAAUAACGGGAUAGUGAUGACGAAUCGCACGUUGAGGACAAACGAACUAUUUCAAGUGCGUCUCGACUUGGUUAUCCCUAAGUGGGCCGGAAGCAUUGAAAUUGGGGUCACGCAGCAUUCUUCAAACGAUUUACUAUUUCCAUACAAAAUGAGCAACGCAAAAUCUGGCACUUGGGCAAUGACCGGAGAAGACGUAAUUAGAGACGGGACCACCAUCAUACCGCAAUAUGUUAGGAACCUCAACAGACUCGUGGAGGGGGACACGGUGGGCGUGAUGCGCAAAGACAUGGGUAUUCUACACUUCUUUGUGAACGGCGUCGACCAGGGGCCCGCGGCCUUCAACAUCCCCGAGCAUGUCUUCGGGCUAGUCGACUUGUACGGGCGAGUGGCGCAGGCGACCAUAGUGGAGGCGUACACGCCGCCCGCCGCUUACUCCCCGGAGUCGCCUCUCUCCACUGAGUCGAAUGCUACCAUUUAUCCGGAGAUGUGCUUCCACCGACUGCACGGCCGCAACGCGCGCCUGUCCCGCAGCCGCUUGACUGCCUCGCGCGCCACCGUCUACUCGGAGUUCAACGACGCCGUGCUGUUCAGCUCGCGGCCGCUGCGCGAGUGCGACAUGUUCGAGCUGCGCAUCGACAAGAUGGUCGACUGCUGGAUCGGCAGCUUGGAGAUCGGUGUAACCGCAAUCCGUCCGGACGACCUCGAGGCGAACGGUGGCGUCGGCGCCAUAGCGGGCACCGCGACCGACCUCAACUGGGACACGUACAUCCUGAGCGGCGCCGCCAUGAUGAAGGACGGCGAGUGCGUGCGCAGCGGCUACCCGCUCGACCUGGACACGCUCACCGUCGGCAGCAGAGUGGGCAUGAUGUGGCACGCGGACCGCAGCCUGCACUACUACCUGGACGGCAUGGACAUGGGCAAGGCGUGGUACGUGCCGCACCUCAACAUCUACGCCGUGGUCGACCUCUACGGGCAGUGCACGCAGGUUACUAUUCUGCAAAACGAAGAAAGAGCUUUCAACUACAAUGGCUGCACCAAUUCGGAUAAUUCGCUGCUGAGCAACUCAAGAGCAUUGUCGUCACCGCCGCCGCCAUAUUGGAGUUUCUCGGAGUACUGCGGCGACAACAUCUGCAUAAUGCACGACUACUCGUUCGCGCGCCGCCUCACGCCCGACCCCACCGCCGCGCUCGUCUUCAGCUCCGCGCACCUGGCCGUCGGCGAGAUAUUCGAGGUUAAGAUCGUGGAGUGCAAGUCGGGGUACGCGGGCAGUUUCCGCAUGGGCGUGACCGACAUCAACAUCCUGAACGUGCACGUGAACCGCAGCUUGCCGCCCUCCGUCGCGCUGCUGCCGCACUACACCGCCUACAUCGACGGUAAAUACAUGAAGUACUCGCGGCCCAACGAGAAAGAACACUCGCUGCGGUCAUUCGUGCCGUCGUUCGACUGGCUGCGGCCCGGGGACCGCGUGGGGCUCAAGAAGACCGGCGACGGCCGCGUGCUCGUCUACUACAACUCCGAGCUGCUCGAGACCGCCUUCGAGAACGUUCCCGACAAAGUAUACGUAGUGAUGGAAAUAUUCGGGCACGUGACAAAGAUCCAGGCCGUCUCCAAAGGGGCGAACGUAGGCACGGCCCUGCCUCACACCAUCCCCAACGACGAAUACGUGAAGCCGUCACUGAGCGCCGCGGCGAAGAACGCCACCAACGCGAGCGUGGCCCACUCGGCGCAGAACAACGCUAGUAACGAGACUGCGCCACAGGCCCACGUGGAAAUAACGGAAGACACGAACGAAGAAUCAAGCCACUCGAACGAGAUAGUGUCCUCCAACGUGGAGUUCCUGGACGGCGUACUGGCCGGCAGCAACGACACGCUCACCGUGCCCACCGAGUCUACGCUCACCGUGCUCAGCGCCGACUCGCGCCGCCGCCGCAACCCGCUGCCCUACACCUUCCACUACGUGCACGGGAAGAACAUCAAGCUAUGCAGUUCAGAUACUGUGGCAAUGCGCACGUCAGGAUACAAAGACGGAAUCGCCAUUGUCAGCCAACCGCUUCGAAGGGGCCACAAUUUUAGGUUUCGCGUGGACAAGGUGGGCGGCGACUGGUCGGGCAGCAUCUCGCUGGGCGCGGUGGGCGCGCUGCCGACGGACUCGCUGCCGCAGUGCGCCAUGCACCUCGACCCGCCCAUCUGGGCCGUCACCAGCGACCUGCUGCACGACAACGGCACCUUCAAAAAGACGCAAAUGGCGAGCGCGUUCGAGGAGCUGUCGGAGCAGUCGGUGCUGACGAUCCACUUCCGCUUCAACAGCGAGCUGGUGGUGGACGUGGACGGCGCCGUGGCGGGCGUCGUGGGCGUCGUGCCGCGCGCCUUCUCCCACGUCUACCCGCUCAUCGACCUCUACGGCCGAGUGCACCAGGUUUCCGUGCUGCUUCACCCGACUGUGGUAGCUAGUGGCGCUUCUCUCGACCUGCCCAUCAUAGCGGAGAACCUGCGCGAGGAGUCGCUCGCCGAGCUCGAGCUGCUCGACGACGACGAGGACGACGACAAGAUGCCCAAGCUCACCCCCGAAACACCCGAAAUUCACCCCAAGCGCAAAGCCAAAGCUUACAGUCACGACAACCUCCUGGGGGACUCCUCCGACCCGCUGUACUCUCAACCCGGCCCCAGCACCCAUCCCGACCCCCCCACGCACACUCUUCCAAACGAAAACGACGCUAAAAACAAGCAAAUCAAAUGCAGAAAAGUAUGCGCCAACCGUACCGUGCUCCACCAGAGCUUGAUAAUAACGCCCACUCCCAUCGACAACAACGAGUCCGCCAAUCGAUGCAUACAAAAAAGUCACUCCACGCAUAGUUUUUGUCAAUUACCGGACGAUAAUAAUUUGGAGGUGGACAAUAAGGAGGCGGUCCGGCUCACGUUCAGCGCGGGCGAGGAGGCGGGCUCGGCGGGCGGCUGCGACACCAACAUCCGCCACAACGACCGCUACCCCGAGGCCAGCGACGUCGACAGCCUCGACACCGAGAUCAUGGACGCGCUCGCGCUCGAGACCGGCAACCUGCCGGACCUCACCGAGGAGCACUCUUCCUUCAUCGACGAAUCCACUCGCCGCGACGACGUGUGGACCGAAUCUCUCUCCCUCGAGAAUCUCAACUACUUGAAUCGAAUACUCUGCCUGGACCAGCAGGGCUCGGAGGGGCAGAGCCUGGAGACGGAGUGGGAGGCGGGGGAGAGCUGCGAGCACCUGCACGUGGUGCUGAAGUAUUGGCACUUCCUGGUGCUGCCCUACCCCGAGUUGCGGCGCGCCGUGUCUGCCGGUCAACUGCGCUGCUACUGCCAGAACUGUCAGCCUGACGCCCCCGCAACAUUGUCAGGAUGGGUGCGCAUCGAACGCGCCUCGGGCGGCACGACGCGCGCGUACUGGCACGCCGUGCGCGCCGUGCUGCGCUCGGCGCAGGCGGGCGACGGCGCCGGGCCCGCGCGCCGCCCGCGCUCGCUCACCACCCGCCCGCUCACCAACUAUCCCAACCACGACAUAUGGUUCGAUGAAGAAGGCAAGCCGCACCACACAGUUUUGGCUAUAGAAAUUGAUGCCGAAACUCAAGAGCCCACGCGAGACCGCCUGUUGGCGUUCCUGAUAUUCCUGAAAUCUCACUCUGUCCAGCACAACGACGACAACCUGCCGAGCCUCGAUGAGUAAGCACACCAUCUCCACUCACUCAACAUAUAUUAUAUGCGAUAUUAUACACUAGUCUUAAGGGGCACAAAAGGUUGUCAAUAUAAGUAUUAAAUGAAACUUAACGAGACGUCAGCCGUCUGUAUAUUAGCAAGUAACAUGUGUUAGGUAUAAAGUUAUCGUCAAAUUUCUCCAUCUUGCAGACUCACCUGUACACAUGCUUUACUAGUCUUAUUAUUUUAUAAGCACUGUUGUGAUCUCAGUCUACUGGCUAAGUUAUCUUUUAUAUUAUUUAUUAUUUCGGUGUUUGUAUUAUUCAUAGUAAUUUACGUAGAACGACGGUUAAGUAAUAAAUAGGAUAUAUUUCUGGACUGUGGUUUCGCUCACACACCAGUAAAAGUUUUGAUGUCAGCAAGGCCUUACCUGACAACGAAUGGUGUAUCUGCAAAGUAUUGAGGGUAGAUGUAAGGAGAACUUAUAUGGGGGAACAGUUAUAAAAUAGCCCGGUUGGAAGCUAUACAUUUAGUUCGUAUCAUUUACGAUAAUUUGUAGAUUUGGCAAAUCUAAGCUUUCAUAUCACCUUCCAUUUACUUUAGUGACGUCACGUCAACAAACUACCUUAUAGUGACGUCAUUGCGACAUGAAUCCGGGGUGUAAAUAUAUCGACAACAGUUACAGUCGAGUUCAUAAAUAUUUUCACCUUAACUCUUCAAUAAGGUGAAAAAAUGUACACAUAUUUAUGAACUCGACUGUACAAACAAAAUUUGUUUGUUUGUCAAUUAAGUGCGUACCAAUAGUACAUUUAUUAUUAAUGUUUUAGUCAUUUCCUCAUAGGUGACGUGAAAAGCAGUAAAAAUCGUACCGUUAACUACUUAUCGAUACAGCUAAAACCUGGACUAAUGAGAAUGGUACAGGGUGUGAGCGCAACUGAUCCAUGUUAAGCGGAUGAACCAAGCGGGAUGCUGAUUAUUGUGAUGUGAUAUUGAUAGAUACUUACGUUGUAACGAAAUUUCCGAUGUGCUGACUGAUCUUGUCUGAAUACCCUCGUCUCUUUUAGCUAUGUGGGUACAAAUAUCCGGUCUCCUCGAAACCAUCAAGUUAAACCAAACACAUACCAGGUGUUUCUUGUAACAGGGGCAAUUAAUGAAACCGUUGACUAUACGUAUACUUCUUGAACUGACCAGCCGGCGUAUUAUGCUUGUUAUUUUAUCACUUAUCCACGUGGAGAUAUCUGUCACUCUCACACUGACAUACAGUCGAGUUCAUAAAUAUGUGUACAUUUUUUCACCUUAUUACAUAGAGUUAAGGUGAAGAAAUGUACACAUAUUUAUGAACGACUGUACUUGCCAAAGCGUGACGGAUACUAUAUCCACAUAGAUAAGUGAUAAAAUUGGCAGCUUAGUACGCCGGCUGUUAGCGACUUCAGGUUUUAUUACAUGUUAAAGUUUGUUGUAAGACGCAAGUAUUGCUAAUUUAGUUAUAAAUAAAUAAAUAUUGGGGGACACCUUACAGAUCAACUUAGCCCCAAACUAAGCAAAGCAAGUUAUGAAGCGUGACAAGCAACGCCAAUUACAACAAAAAUGGCGUAGAUUCAAUUUUUGGUUAUUUAGUAAGUAUUUUUAAAGUAAUUGUCACGAUGAACAAAAUGAUCGUCAUUUGAGGAGUUAUUUCAAUAUUUGCUCGUGUUACAGAAAACAUUCAGUAUAGUAGUACAUUUUUUCCUCAUAUUUGUUUAUCACUUGUAAGUAUGUUAACACUACAUUAAGAAGUACUCUACAAGGUUCCGAUCCUAAAUUAAGAAAAUUAAUCACAAAUAACGAGUUUUGUUUUCUGUUGCACAUUUUGUUAAAGUAUCGAGAGAAGUGCAUAAUACAGUUACAUUGAACAUAGUACACAUAUUUACUACAUUAUGUUAUUAUUUUAGCUAACUCGAGCGUCACUGCAUGGUAUUAGAUUCAAUGAGCUACACUCCAGCUACCUAGGACUAGGAAUAUUGCAUAAUCAAUAUUAUGGUAUCAGACACGUUGAUCCAAUGAUUCAUACUUCUGAACCUUUUAACCGCUUGGUCUUUUUCAUCGUUCGUGCUCGUGACUCCGUCGGUACGGUUUUGUUUUAUUUCUCAGACUGCGGCGAAAUAAGCUGGAUAUUGUACCAGUUAUCAGACUAGGGCGGUUAAAAGGUUAAUACAAUAAUUGCCUGUAAAAUAAUCAAGUAUCUAUAAUGUAGAGGUAGCUUAUAAAGUUGUGCCGUUCUGGAGUAUACAUAUUCUCCAUUUACCAUAUUGUCGAACGAGAAUGUCUCUUGUAUUUAAAGGAAAACGGCGCAACUACAGAUAACUUAAAAUCUAUUUUUAGAUUGACAUUUAAGCUCCAUACUCCAAAUAAAACUAUCCUAAGAAUAUUACGGUUUACGUGUCAUAACAAUACAAUACAUCCUCAUAUUUUUGCGACAUCACAUUUACUGUCCUGGUUGAACUUGGUGUUCUGUUAGUCCGUUUUCACAUUAUCCGAUCCGAUAUCGGAUGUCGGAAGGAUUUCAAUAGAAAAAAUCCAAGAUGGCGCCUCUAAUGUAUGGGAUAUCGGUCCGACAUCCGAUAUCGGAUCGGAUAAUGUGAAAACGCACUUCGGGUCAUUUUAAGAUGGAUAUCUUUAUAAAUCGUAAAAAAGAUUUUAUUUCUCAAACUAGCAAUGAAAUGUUGUCAUAACGUAACGUCAAAUUAGGUCGGGAGGUACUACGUAUCUGGUAGUAUAUAUAAUGGAAUGGAAUGGAAUUUCAUAGUAAUUUCCCCACCGAAGGAAAUAUAUUCUUGUCUGUACCUUAUUUCCUUUUGAUGAACCCUUCAUUGGGUGAAGGCCUUUUUUUUAAUUAUAAGUGGGGAAAUGCUUUACGCAUACCGCCCCGGUACGGGGACGGGCCGGGACGGUUAUGUGAGACUCCCUGCCGCGGGCUAAUGAGGCCCCAAGUAUACCCACUAAAACCCCACUAUGUUCGACCUUUGUGCUUUAGCGAUGGCCUGCAGGAAUGCUUACGCUUCACUUCUGCAGCACCACCAGCACCGGUCCGCGUCGCGGAUCUCCGCCUCCGGUGGCACCUGUUUGCCUCGCCCUUUUCAGGACCGUUGUUACGGGACCCUCGGUUACCUCGGGACCUCAGAUUGUACGGAUGGCAGGCGUCCCCGUGCCUGCCAUCUUGAGUUCAUGGGCGCCAGAAAAGUUCCGGCGCCCAGCGGUGGAAAUGGUCUUUGGUUCCACCGCUAACCACGUCGGCUGCAAAGGAUAGGGAGAACGGCGCACCGUAAUACCGGCACUCCUCUUCCCUUGCGGCCCCACCAAUGCCGCUACAGCGGAGCGGCCCCGCCAAGGUCGCAGGGGGUAGGGAGAGUGGCGCACCGCAAUACCAUCACGCCUCUCCCCCUGCGAUCCCACCUCGGCUAGGGUGAAGGCCUCCUCCAUCUCUUUCCAAGUGUCCCUAUCUAGGGCUAGCGUCAUCCAAUGUUUCCCUGCGGCCUGGGUUACAUCGUCAGCCCACCGUCUGUUUGGGCGACCUUCGCGCCGCACUCCUGGUGGACCUUUCCAUUUUGUUGCCUCAAUGGUCCAUCUUCGGUCAGAGUAGCGCGAUAAGUGCCCAGUGUGUGAGAGCGUCAACUACUUUUGUCUUCUGUCUGAUUUUAGUGCUGCUAAUUUUCUGUAUUUUAAAGAUACUUCUUUCCAUCGCCUUUUGGGUUCUUAUGAUUCUCAUUUUUAUCGAUUUUGUGUAGGUCCAUGUUUGGCAGCCGUAUAGUAGACAUGGCAGGAGGCAAAGGAACAAUGUUCAUAACUAUUGCAAAUUUCAAGUCGGUAACAUAAAUAGUUCUCGAGAUGUUUAGAAAUGUGACAGACGAACAGAAACAUGCAAAACAGUUUACAGAGACGGUGGCGCCCCCUAUUAAUUUCUACUCUUUUUUUGCCAGACUACAAUGCGGUAAAUGUGACCGGUUAGAACGUUACCUCAAACAUAUUUAAAAAAAAAUGUUUAAGCGCGGAAAUAUAAUAAAAAUAUAUGUUUGCUCGGAUUUAUCAAAUAUUAUAUCGAGAGAUUUUUCAAAUUUCAAAAUGAGUUCGAACAAAGGUGAUGUGGAUUUAAAGUGUAGAUACACCUCCGAAAUUGUGAGCGGAGGCAGAAGUAGACAUGAGUUACUUUCUGCCCCCGAAAUCCAAAGUAAGUUUUCAAGGUCAGUUUUUUAGCCUAUUUCAUUGCAAGUUUGAGAAAAGCACUACAUUCCUCGCCGUGAAAAGGGCUUAUAUACCUACUCACUCUGUAAGCUCUUAUUUCCCGGCUGACGUAAUGUACUAUUUUCUACUCUUUCAAUACGAUGAGCGUUUUCUUACUACGGAGCUUGAAGCAAAUGCGCUUCCGAGACACCAGUAUUUAUUGUAUUCAUCACUUUGCAAAACAUUUCCGAACAAAAAUCUGCUGUUGUGUUAGACGUGCAUGUAAAUAACUAUCACUCGUCUGAGCAACACAUAUAUACAUUUUCACAUAAAUCCACGAAAAUAUGGAAGGUUUACUGGUGAAACCCGAUAAGUUGAGCAAACUGGUUUUUGAAAUUCGAACUAAUGUGCAAUUUCCACAAUGUUGUUAUUUCAAGAAAAAAUUAUCUUGAUUUAUCGGGUUUCACCAGUAAACCCUCGUAUAAUAAUAUGAAUAUUCUAUGCUGUGAAAACUGUGUGAAUGUUCUUAUUCCAAUUUACAUGUAAUCGUACGUAACACGAAUAUAUUGUAAUCGAUGUUGAUGUACUUAGUACUUCCAGUCUAGUUUGGACUUGAAACAUACAACUGGUUUAGCCUUACGUUGUAUUUGACUAUCUUUAACAAAUAAAGCUGCAUUUUAUCCAGAUUAAAGAAGAAAAUUAUUAAAUUUUACUUGACAUAUGGAUGUCGGCGAUUAGAUUGUAUUUGUAUUAUGAUUUUGAUUGAUAAGUACUGAAUAAUUGUUCACGUUGUUCUGGAGAAUAAUGUUUAUUUGAUUAGACAUGUAGCAAUUAGAAACUUAUCUAAAUUCAGGGGUGUAAUUCAUACUCUAUUUUCUUUAAUAUUACAUACACCGUGUUUUUUUUGUUUUCCGUUAAAUUCGACACGCUAACAACGUUCAUUAUCAGGAAUCACCCUGUAUAUCACUUUUAGAUAAAUUCGCAAAAAAAAAAUUCAUCGUUUUCAUACAUAAUAAAUGAAUUAAUCAAUGUGAGAGAGGAUAACAUUUAAGUUAGUGUCAAGUGAUUGACGGCACAUGUCAAAACAAAUAACAUUAGGAAUUGGUAAAGGCUGUCACACAAGUGUUCAGUAAUUAUUUUUAUUUUUUGAAUAACUCGGUUACCGUAAGAGUUAAGACGCUAGUUUCUUAGGGAAAUUAAUUGUAUUUGAUCUAAAGAACCUCCCUUAAAGUUAACGGAAUUCAAUAAAAACCCGGUGUAUAAAUAUGUUAAAAAACUACGAAUCGUGUUGUUUUGUUGUAGAUAUAUUGCUAAAGAUAAUGCUAUCCGAAGCUGUUAAAACAAGGGUCACCAAUGAGUUUUUUCAAGGGCCGGAUUUAAAAAUAAAAUGACCUUUUCGGCCCAUUACGAACACCAGCACAACAAAGAGCGGUCCGCGUUGAAUCGGUGGCCCGUUUGGACCUGGACCGCGGCCCGUCAUUUGUGUCCCCUAUGUUGUAACAAUUAAAAUAAUCACUAUUAAUAUCCGCAGUAACUGCAUAACAUGAACCAAAUGCAAUCGUUAAACUUAUUGCAAUAAUUUGUUACAAAUAUUACAAGAGAAGAAUGAGCUUAUAAAAUAGUCUUAAACGGUAUUGCAGCUUAAAUGACUUAAUUAACUUACAUCUUUCAACAGUAGGUUUUAACAAACAAUUCUAUAAUUAUUAAUUUCAAGGUCAUGGAUUUGUAUACCUUUAGUUGUAAAUAAAUCGAAUUAUACGCUGUGUUCAAAAGAUUGAAUCAAAUCAAAAUGUUUCCACUAGACUCCUUAAUACGACGGCACACCGUCUUAAACGUAAGUAGAUGUGAUAAUUAAAAUAUCCUCUUGUGAUAUAUUUUUAUUCACUAAUAUACCAGUUCAUAAUUAAGGCUAAAGAAGUAAAUAUAUAGAGAAAAUGAUGUAGUCUUGAGGAAUGAUUUGAGAAUGUGGUUAAUCGGUGUACCAAUUCUGAUAUUGCAUAUGCUUUUAGAAGUAUCGCUUGCGAACUGUGUAUGCUUCUGGAUAGCGAAUGUUUUACUGAAUUGUCCUCUAGCGUUUGAGGUCUGAAAAUGGAUUUAGUUCAUUCAGUAUUUCAGGUCCCAGCUAUUUAGUCAGCUAUUUGGCAUGUAUAAUUUAUGAACAAAUAAACGAAUCUUACUACCA
Molecule: messenger RNA, 11744 nt
Organism: Leguminivora glycinivorella
Lineage: Eukaryota; Metazoa; Arthropoda; Insecta; Lepidoptera; Tortricidae
Gene: Neurl4
Product: neuralized-like protein 4
Molecular function (GO): ubiquitin protein ligase activity
Source: RefSeq, a predicted model, not a curated record